CCCGGGGGCGGGCGGGCGGCAGCACGGCGGCCCCUGCCAGAGCCCGUGCGGGAGCCGGAGCAGAGGCGGCCGCAGAGCACGGGCGCCGGCGCAGUAGGAUGAGGCAGCCAGCGGAUCCAGGAUUUAAGAGACACUGGCCUGCCUUGUUGCAAGGACUGGGUUAAGGGUGGGCCCUGGUCUGAAGAGGGCCCCUGCACUGAGCCUCCAGCAGCAUCUUUCUCUUGCAUUGUGCCGUGCGAGUCAUCAGCAGGGACUGCAGUUGACCUCUGGAGCCUGAGCCCUUGUGAAGCUGGCAAUGACAAGUCUGAAUGGUCGCCAUGCCGAGAAAACCAUUGACAUGCCAAAACCAUCAGCCCCCAAAGUGCACGUACAGAGGUCCGUGUCCCGAGAUACCAUCGCCAUUCAUUUCUCGGCAUCCGGGGAGGAAGAGGAGGAAGAGGAGGAGGAGUUCAGGGGGUACCUGGAGGAGGGGCUAGAUGACCAAAGCAUUGUAACAGGGCUUGAAGCCAAGGAGGACCUGUAUCUUGAUCCCCACGGUGGCCAUGACCCUGUGGGCCCAGCUGCCGCGACCAUCCCGGCAGAUGGACUGUUUGUAUCUGAGGGCCCUGCCAUUUUGCCCGUCUCUGAGAACACUGUAAAGCUGCUGGAGCCCCCUGCUCCGGCAGUGCAAGUAUUAAGUACAGUGCCACUGGCUCUGUCCCCAGGGUCGUCUUCAUCUGGGCCCUUAGCUAGCUCUCCCAGUGUGUCAUCCCUCUCUGAGCAGAAAACCAGUUCUUCGUCUCCAUUGUCUUCUCCUUCCAAGUCCCCCGUCCUUUCAUCCAGUGCCUCGUCCUCCGCGCUUUCCAGUGCUAAGCCCUUCAUGAGCCUGGUGAAGUCCCUGUCAACCGAGGUGGAGCCAAAAGAGUCCCCCCACCCCCCACGGCACAGGCACCUGAUGAAGACCCUGGUCAAGUCCCUGUCCACAGACACUUCCCGUCAGGAGUCGGAUACCGUGUCCUAUAAGCCCCCUGACUCCAAACUCAAUCUGCACCUGUUCAAACAGUUCACGCAGCCACGGAACACAGGUGGAGACUCCAAGACUGCGCCUUCUUCCCCGCUGACGUCGCCCUCUGACACCCGCUCCUUUUUUAAAGUGCCCGAAAUGGAGGCGAAAAUCGAAGACACUAAACGACGCCUUUCCGAAGUCAUCUAUGAGCCCUUCCAGCUCCUCAGCAAAAUCAUCGGGGAGGAAAGCGGCAGCCACAGGCCCAAAGCCUUAUCUUCAAGUGCUUCAGAACUCUCCAACCUGUCCAGUUUGAAUGGGCACUUGGAAAGCAAUAACAACUACAGCAUCAAGGAGGAAGAGUGUGACUCCGAGGGGGACGGCAGUGACCCCAACACUCCCAGGAGUGAACACCCGAAGCCCACCGAGGAAGCUGGGAAGGAAGAAGAGCCCAAGGGAUCCCAGGGGAGCAGUCUGAAGGAUUUAGGCCUCAAGACAAGUUCUCUUGUGCUUGAGAAAUGUUCUCUGUCUGCCUUAGUGAGCAAAGAGGAUGAAGAGUUCUGUGAACUGUACGCUGAGGACUUUGAGCUGGAGCCUGAGGGCGAGGGGAGACUUGAUAAGCCCCGAGAUGUCCCCCUCAAGCCAGAGGUGCUUGCCGAUGAUGGCUUGGUUCUGGACAGCGAGGACGAAGCUGACUCAGCCACCCAGCACCAGGAGUUACCAGUGAAGACGUUGGGCUUCUUUAUAAUGUGUGUCUAUGCGUACCUCAUCCUCCCCCUCCCCUACUACAUGAGCGGGCUCUUCCUGGGCAUUGGCCUUGGGUUCAUGACUGCUGUUUGCGUGAUCUGGUUUUUUACACCACCAAGUGCUCAUAAAUACCACAAAUCACAUAAAACUCUGCAACACUGGAACACAAGAUCCUUGGACAUCAAAGAGCCUGAAAUACUGAAGGGGUGGAUGAAUGAGAUUUACAGCUAUGAUCCAGAAACGUACCACGCCACGUUGACGCACUCAGUCUAUGUCCGGCUUGAGGGUGGCACCUUAAGGCUUUCAAAACCCAACAAAAACAUAUCCAGGAGGGCGAGCUACAAUGAGACAAAGCCAGAGGUCACCUACAUCAGCCAGAAAAUCUACGACCUCACAGACAGCAAGAUUUAUCUUGUACCUAAAAGUCUGGCUCGCAAACGAAUCUGGAAUAAAAAGUACCCCAUUUGCAUUGAACUUGGUCGGCAAGAUGACUUUAUGUCCAAGGCUCAGACGGACAGGGACACUUAUGAGGAGAAGCCACCUGCUGAGAAAGAGCUGGCAAGUGAAGACCUUAAGAAGCCACCCCAGCCUCAAGAGGGGACAAAGUCUAGCCAGAGAGACCCGAUACUGUAUCUCUUUGGGAGAACUGGCCGGGAAAAAGAAGAGUGGUUUAGGAGGUUCAUCCUGGCAUCUAAGCUGAAGUCAGACCUCAAGAAGCAGCCUGGUGUUUCUGGAAGUAAAUCAGGGCUUUUGCCCACCCACAGCAGACACAGCAGUCCCUCGGGGCACCUGACCCAUAGCCGAAGCAGCAGCAAAGGCAGCGUGGAGGAGAUGAUGUCCCAGCCAAAACAGAAGGAGCUGGUGGGCAGCGUGCGGCAGAAGGUGCUUCUGGACUACAGUGUGUACAUGGGCAGGUGUGUGCCCCAGGACGACCGAAGCCCCCACAGGAGCCCUGUGCAGAGUGCAGAGAGCAGCCCCACAGCUGGGAAGAAGGAGAGGCAGGUGAGAACUUCUGGCUGCUCUGUGCCAGGUCACCUGGGGAGACUGGAGGAUGAGCCACUGUCAAGGGAAGUGCCCUCUCAUGGAACUCAGUUGCCAGAAGCCCCACCCUCUGAGGAGGAAGAACAAGAAGCCUGGGUGAAUGCCUUGCUUGGAAGAAUAUUUUGGGACUUCUUAGGCGAGAAAUACUGGUCUGAUCUAGUGUCGAAGAAAAUCCAGAUGAAACUUAGCAAAAUUAAGCUCCCCUACUUUAUGAAUGAGCUAACGCUGACAGAACUUGACAUGGGUGUGGCUGUGCCAAAAAUCCUUCAGGCCUUCAAGCCUUAUGUUGAUCACCAAGGACUCUGGAUUGAUUUGGAAAUGUCUUACAACGGGUCCUUUCUGAUGACUCUCGAGACCAAAAUGAACUUGACCAAACUAGGUAAAGAGCCUCUUGUUGAAGCCCUGAAGGUUGGAGAAAUUGGCAAAGAAGGUUGCAGGCCCAGGGUAUACUGUCUGGCCGACAGUGAUGAAGAAUCCUCCAGUGCCGGCUCCUCUGAGGAAGAUGAUGCUCCAGAGCCCAGUACUGGGGACAAACAGCUGCUCCCCGGGGCUGAAGGGUAUGUUGGAGGUCAUCGAACAAGUAAGAUUAUGAGGUUUGUUGAUAAAAUUACGAAGUCAAAAUAUUUCCAAAAAGCAACGGAGACAGAAUUCAUUAAAAAGAAGAUUGAGGAGGUCUCUAAUACACCCCUGCUGCUAACCGUGGAAGUGCAAGAAUGUCGAGGGACCUUGGCGGUCAACAUUCCACCACCUCCGACGGACCGGAUAUGGUAUGGUUUCCGGAAGCCACCAUAUGUGGAGCUGAAAGCUCGGCCAAAACUUGGAGAGAGAGAAGUGACUUUAGUUCACGUGACGGAGUGGAUAGAGAAGAAACUGGAGCAAGAGUUCCAGAAAGUUUUUGUCAUGCCAAACAUGGAUGAUGUUUAUAUCCCUAUAAUGCACUCUGCCAUGGACCCUCGCUCCACUUCCUGCUUCAUGAAAGACCCCCCUGUGGAGGCCUCCGACCAGCUGUGAUGAAUGAAAAUGGGACAUUCCCAGUGUUAUGAGCCUAGCUCGAGGGGUGAGAUUUGUGGCUGCCAUCUGUGCUGUGGGGCUGGCCUUUGCUGGUCCACAGCCACUGUCUCUUAAGGACUGCUUCUGCCCUCUGCCCGCAGUGCCCAUUCCACUGUGAGGUGCCGCUCCCUGCAUCCAGUGACCAGUGUCUGGUUUGUCUGUUGUGAAGCUGUAACUGGCAAAGGAGACUGGAAGAACCGUCGUGGUGGAGCCAGAAGUUAUAGUUGACUAACAACGUGGCUUGCUUUUUUUUUAAAAAAACCUAGCAGGUUUUGUGGCAGCAAAUGAGCACAUUUGGAGCAAAGCUGACAACGGGAAGGCUUCCCCUCGCCUCCUGUCUCCUCCAGAGCUUUCCUCAGGCAGCUGGUGCACAGUGGAACAUUUUUCCACUCUACACUUUGUACGCAUGAUUGCAGCCCUCCGCACUUGGAGAAUGUCAUUGUGGUAACCUGUGUGGAGUGUGCUUUUGUGAGCCAUUUCAUCGGUGGUAAAGUUUGGCAUAGCAACUUUUUCUCAAUAUUGUGCAUUUUGGAAGCAAGUAGCCAUAGGACCCACCCACAAACAAACACUUUCAGCUGCGGUGGGGACAGUGGGUUCCACGUGAACAUCAGGCAAAGCCAUGACAUCAAACCAUCCCAAAUGAGGUACAAUCACCUUGCUUCUAACCAAUCCUGAUUAUUUUCUAGAGACAUGAGCAUAUGUGACAAUGUCAAACACUGCACAGUGACUGAUUGUUCCUCCCUGGUACUGAUAGGAUGGGCCAGAAAGCCAGAGCCAAGCUAUCCUUUUCUGGUUUUUCUGUGUGCUCCUAGAAGCCUCAUGUAGGAUGGGAGAGCCUUAUUCAUCUAACUGGUUUGGGAGGUUUGCGGGCAGUCCCCUUCUCUGAAGGCCAAAGAAGGACUGUUCUUUCCUUUCUAGUCAGCGUCAAGCACUACAUCUCCAUGUGCACUGUGACUUUUUUCAAUGUUGCCAACUUAAGUUUGUGCAUUUGUGUCAGAAUGUUUAGUUUACAAAUUUGGGGGCUCUAAUUUGCUUUGAGAAAACCUAAUUUUUGUUUGUUUAAAGCUGCAUCCAAUGUCAAAAUUACCUUGGGUAACUUUUGAUAAUUUAAUGUCUGUGGACAAAGCUAAAUAGUGUUUUUUUUUUAAAACAGCACCUUGCCUGAAGAUGACUUUAAAAAGAAAUUAAUAUAUUAAAAAAUAUAUUUGAACCUGUGAUUAUUUUAAUCAUCCCAUUAAAACAUGACAAAUUUGACCAUUCCAGUCUGUACUGCCCUAAUUAUUCAUUGUGUAGGCCAAUUCACCUGUAGAGUCCAAAUGUCUUGUUCAGUUUUCCUGUGCAGUAGUUACUGAAGGUGAGACUAGAUAGAAGCACUACAUAACUGUACCCUGCCGUACUUACUAUAUGGGGGACUUACAAUCUCAGUUUCACAAAAUAAAUUAUCUCAUG
Messenger RNA from Chionomys nivalis (European snow vole), 5269 nucleotides. RefSeq names its product testis expressed 2 (gene Tex2). Gene Ontology annotation, cellular component: endoplasmic reticulum. Gene Ontology annotation, molecular function: lipid binding. The coding region runs from base 296 to 3781 and encodes 1161 amino acids. The record is from RefSeq and is a predicted model, not a curated record. Lineage: Eukaryota; Metazoa; Chordata; Mammalia; Rodentia; Cricetidae. The transcript has 14 exons.